AUGCGAUUACCCGAUAGAGCAACUGCGGAAGAAGCUCGUAUUGCAGCGGGCUAUUCAGACCCUCAAUGGGAGUGUUUUAUUGACAUUACUAAUGACGCCGCUCAUAAGCUACGUAAGAAAGAUCAUAAACUUUCUAGGUCCACCAGAUUGACCGACCAUACAAUAGAAACAGACAGCGCUACGUACGCCAAGGGCGCAGAUAGCGUGACGCCUGCGAAGGACGCUCACGACGCGGCUGUCGAGAGUACACUUAUUGUGAAGAUCUUUCUCUUCGCAUAG
This is a messenger RNA of Bipolaris victoriae FI3, 279 nucleotides long. RefSeq lists its product as hypothetical. The record is from RefSeq and is a predicted model, not a curated record. The coding region runs from base 1 to 279 and encodes 92 amino acids. The transcript is spliced from 4 exons. NCBI's taxonomy places the organism in Eukaryota, Fungi, Ascomycota, Dothideomycetes, Pleosporales, Pleosporaceae.